Messenger RNA from Hyaloscypha bicolor E, 2271 nucleotides. RefSeq lists its product as uncharacterized. The record is from RefSeq and is a predicted model, not a curated record. The transcript is spliced from 3 exons. Lineage: Eukaryota; Fungi; Ascomycota; Leotiomycetes; Helotiales; Hyaloscyphaceae. The coding region runs from base 211 to 1884 and encodes 557 amino acids.
CUCAUACGUACCACAACAAAUCUCCAUCCACUUUGACAGUAUUGAACUCCCUCCCCAUACCGAGUCAACGAAGCGCCUUGCAACCAGAUGCUGGCCACCGGCUCUCACUAAGUAGCGCCACUAUGGCUGUGUGCCAGGCAGCCCAGAGCUGGCUGAGCAGACCUUGCAGAUUAUCUAGGACCCGCCAGGCCAGCAGGGUACCGUGGAACGAUGUCUUCCCGCCGCAAACAGUCUUCACGCCGAGGAGAUUAUUAUUCUAUAGCAUGGACAGAGUGGAAGUGGAGUGAGGAUUGCCAGCGUUAUUGGCGUGCUCACGAGGGUAGCGAAGGGAAAUGGGAAUAUGAAUAUGCACCAUUGCAACCUAAAGGGGCGUCAGAUAUAAGUGAAGAGAUACAAGGGCUGACACUUGACCCUACGCCAUGGACUCCGAGAGCUCGAUCAACUGCAGAGACUGCAGAAUUGCCAUCCGUCAGCGAAGACUACCGUCGAUACGGAGAACCUCAAAACUGCCCGGAAGACCGACACGGGCCCGAAAACCAGCGCUACCCUGAAGAUCUACAAAAACCUGAAGAGCAACAGUACGGUGAUGGGCAGCAGUCCACUUUAACCCAAUUCUACCGAACAGACACAAGAGAAUUUCGAUCCAGGAAGGGAAAAUCUCGUGGUGUUGAGGAGAUUUCGUGUCCUAUAUGCUCAAUGAUAUUCUAUCGAGCUUCUGAUCUUGAACGCCAUCACAAGACCGUGCAUUUGAACGAUGGCGCGCGACCCUACCAGUGCCUUGUUGACGGUUGUACUGCAAAUGUUAGAAGCUGGACAACGGCAGACAAACUUCGUUUACACGAAAAGACAUGGCAUGCUGGCAACUUGGACACGCAAAGAUCACACACACAGGGGACGUUCCAUACGAGCUCGCAACCGGUAUUCGAAGUACCUAAGGUGUCAUCCUCUGGCUAUGGCUUUUCCUACCUAGCGCAGUCCACUACCUACGACCCCCAAUCGGUCUCCUCUCCGCAAUCGUCUCUGCAAACGCGGAAAGUUUUAACAAAGAAUCCCCAGAGGAUGCGCGAUGAACUCGAUUCCAGGUUUAAAGUUCAUAGGUCUAAAGAGUUCGAGUUUGGCAGAGUCUUCAAGGUCUUAUGGAGCGAGCCCAUGGGAAGCGGUGGUACAGAGAUCACUUUCGAAAAAACAUCUGCGAAAUAUGGUGAAAAUGCAUUCCACAAAAUUCGGCGCUUCGUUAUCGUCAAACAAAGAAAUGGGCACAGCAUAUGCAUUCCCAUAGUGACCUAUGGUUUUCAAGGCGUACUCAAAAAUGGCGUCCGUCCUGAAGACCAUGCGAUUGUUUACUCUGGCAAAUAUGAGGUACUCGAAGGUGAGGGUAAAUUGCCGUUGCAAAAGCCAAUCAGGAUUGAGACAAAAGAUGCCUCACAGAAGCUAGAUCCAAGGUCAAGGUUAAACUACGCCAAACUAUAUACCGUCGAGCAUAACGUCAAGGUCUUGUUCAUCGGAAGGGUAGCAAGAAGUCAUGAGCAAGAAGUCAUUCGGGCUUAUAACAACGCACAUCCUCCGCUUGAUCCUAGCCCGUAUGAGCAUCAACCUGAUACACCUGAUGAACUCUUCAGUCAUGCGGAGGGGCCUGAACCAACCUAUCCAACAGUGCCAACAGUACCAACAGUGCCAAUGGCAAUACCUACAGCAUCAUAUUCAAGCGGGGCUCAGCAAUAUUCAUCCUCUUAUGCUACAACAAAUGCCUACCCAUACCCAGGGCCAGGAGCACAACCAUACACUCAUGCAGACGUAUACGGCUCUCAACCGGAAAUGCCUCAUGCGGGACAACAGCAGCAGCCCGAGAACCAGAUGUACGAUGACGGCUACGAUGUCGAUUAGUACGCAAGAUCAAAAUCCGGGGCGAGAUUGCAAACAUUGGCCAGAAAUGGUCACUCUUUCAAUAUCCGUGAAAUUUGAUCGCUCUGUAACUUGUGCUGGUACCUUGAUGCUGUUGAAUAAGAGAUCGCAAAGGCAAAGAAGGGCGCCGUCGAGGCUUCAGCGCAUAGGUUCACGAAACCCUACAUAUUUUCGGUACGCACACAUUGCCUGUUAAUUGAAUCAAAAGAAGCAAUUUGGCAAAUAUGAGCUGAAGACUCAUGCGGAGAAUUUUGCGUGUGGCAGCGAUUUCAGAAGGCGUUCACAGUGGAGCACGUCUGGGCUAAUAUGCUCGGACUAGCUGAGAGCUCACGCAAGAUAGACUUACUUUCGGAAGAUACGCGAUCAUAU